AUGGCGAGCCGCAACAACUCAGUCGUUGCACCGCUUCCGGACUCUGUGGUUAAGAAGCAUGGUGUCAAGACCAUCGAAAGCAACAACGCAGUAACUGGCGCUCAAAAUCUUACUCUUAAGCAAUCGAUUCUGCCUGUCUGUCUCGUCACCAUCCUGUUCUUCCUGUGGGGCUUCGCCUAUGGACUUCUCGAUGUCCUGAACGCUCACUUCCAAACUGCUCUCAACAUCACCAAGGGCCAGAGUGGUGGUCUCCAGGCUGCUUACUUCGGUGCUUAUGCUAUCGGACCUCUGACUUACUCUGGUUGGAUUGUGAGACGCUUCGGUUACAGAUGGGCUUUCAUUACUGGUCUCUGUAUCUACGGUGUUGGUGCUCUUAUGUUCUGGCCAUCUGGUCUCAAGCGUUCUUUUGGCGGAUUCUGUGGAAGCAUGUUUAUCGUUGGAUCUGGUCUAUCAACUCUCGAGACUGCUGCCAAUCCAUUUAUUGCUACCUGCGGUCCUGCAAAGUACUCUGAAUUGCGUCUGACCCUGGCACAGGCCUUCCAGGCUGUAGGAACUGUUGUCGCCCCUAUCCUGGCCAGUCAAGUGAUCUUCAAGAACGUCGACGACACCUCCCUUCAGUCAGUACAAUGGGUCUAUUUAGGAAUUAGUAUCUUCGUUUUCAUCCUUGCCGUCGUUUUCUUCUUCGCUCCAAUCCCUGAGGUUACCGAUGCCGAUAUGGCUGCUCAGGCAGAAUCCAGUGGUGCCCAAACCGCUUACGAAGACAAACCCUUGUCUAAGCAGUACACGCUCUUCUUCGGCGUGGCCGCACAGUUCUGCUACGUCGGUGCACAAUGUGCAUACGCAGGGUAUUUCAUCAACUACGUCUCUGCUGUCCGUCCUGGAACGACUCAUGCUACUGGUGCCAACCUUCUUGCCGUUGCUCAAGGUUGUUUCGCCAUUGGUCGUUUCGUCGCGAGUGGUUUGCUCAAAAUCACUAAGCCUCGUUUUGUCAUAAUGGGAUUCCUUUCUGGUGUGGUCCUCUUCGCAUGCUUGACUAUGGGACUCAAGGGCAACGCUGGUAUCGCAUCCAUCUCGCUCGUGCUCUUCUUCGAGUCUUGUGUCUUCCCUCUCAUCUUCGCGCUGUCAAUCAGAGGUCUUGGUCGUCACUCAAAGCGUGGAGCCAGUUUCAUCGUUGCUGCGGUCUCGGGUGGUGCUCUGUUCCCUCCUGUUCUUGGUACUGUUGCCGACCACAUCGGUACUCAGAAGGCAUUCUUCAUUCCUUUGAUUGGCUUCGUCAUCGCAUGGUGCUUCCCUCUCUACCUUAACUUGUUCAAGGCAAAAAGUUUGGAUGGCUGGACCGAGGAGAAGGCUCCUGUUGUCGCCGAAAAAGAUAUUGAGAGCAUACAUGACGAAGACGACGAGAAGAAGGGCGCUGCUAUUGAGCACCAGGAAAUCAGAGCUUAG
Molecule: messenger RNA, 1443 nt
Organism: Aureobasidium musti
Lineage: Eukaryota; Fungi; Ascomycota; Dothideomycetes; Dothideales; Saccotheciaceae
Source: the annotation of a GenBank genome assembly